AUGUUAUUAAAAAAGAGUAGGACCUUUAUAUUUAACUUGAAGCGUUGUAGGUAUUUCUGUGAUAAUAAAAAUUAUAUAAACAAUAAUUACUUAAAUUAUGUGCAGGUGGAUAAUGAUAUUGAUGAUGAAAAGAACAAUGACAAAAAUAACUUAAAAGAAAAAAUAAAUAUAAAUAACAAAAAUGUAUCUUAUAAUUUCCAAAAUGUUAAACAAGCACCAUCAUCAUUGUCACACAAGGACAAUAAACAUACAGAGGAUCAAUAUCCAUUAAGCAAUAGAGAGAAUAAAUUGAAAAACUGCUCAAAUAAAACAAAAAAUUACAUGAUUAAUGAAAAAUUGAAUAUUUCUUAUGAUUUUGAUUAUCGUGGUAUUGAAAAAAAAAAUAAACACUUAAACCCUCGUUCAAACAAUAAGACAACUGAAGAAUGUGAAAAGGGAAUUGAUACAGACAGACUUCAGUCUGAUUAUAAAAGGGGAAAAGAGGGAGAAACUAUAAAAAAAAAAAAAAAAAACAUAAAAAAUAUUGAAAGUUAUUAUGAUUAUAGUAAUAAUAAUAAUGAUAACAACGAUAUUGAUAACAACGAUAUUGAUAACAACGAUAUUGAUAACAACGAUAUUAAUAACAACAAUAUUGAUAAUAAUGAUAAUACCGAAGAGAACAAUGGAAGCAGUUUACGUAAUCCUCAUAACUUAAACAUUUCAAUGAAUUCGAAUGAAGUAAAAAAAAAAAAAAAAAGUAACAAUGAGGAAGAACUUACGUUUAAACAUGAACAUGCCUUUGAUAAUACAAAUGAUGGAAAUGAAGAAAAAGUAUGGACUGACACAAAUACUGAUUUUAUGGCCAACAAUCAGAAUGAUUCAAAUGAUAAUUCUCAAACCAAAAACAGGAAUAAUCCAAAUGACGAUUUUUUAAAUAUGAAGAAAGAAGAGGAAGGUCAUAAUUCAAAUGAACAUGACUGUUCAGAAAAUUUUUCCAGAAAAAAAAAUUCCGAAUUUUUGAAUCAAGAGGAAACAAACAAUGCUUUCAAUACAUCAAAUGAGAAUUCAGAAAAUUGGUUAGAAAAUGAAGAAGAUAUACCAAACGUUUUUGAAGUGGAUGAAAAUUUAAGUGAAGAAGAAAAAAAAGAAAAACUUAAAUUAAUAAAAUUAAUUACUGAAAAGUUAGCUGGACCACUGAAAUCAAAUAAUGAAAAUAAUCCAAAAGGUGAAGUAACUGCUAAAGGUGAAGGAGAACCAAAAAACGAAGGGGAAUCAAUUUUUGCUGAUAAUCGUCCCAUAGCAAUAGAAGUAGACGGGCCCUCGCACUUUUACGCAAACAGUAACAGAUAUACCACAUACACAAAAUUAAAGCAUAGAAUUCUAACCAAAUUAGGUUACAACGUUAUUCACAUAAGUUACAUUGACUGGAGAAAAUUAAGGAACAAAAGCGAAAGGGAAGAAUUUAUUUUAAAGAAACUAAAAGAAAAGAAUGAUGAAUUUUUAGAUGAUAACGAUAGAAUAUAUUAUAACGAGAGAAUGAACAUGAUUAAAGAAGAUUAUAUGAAGUACAUGAAAGAAAAAAAGGAAGGUAGUAAUUAA
Plasmodium malariae is the source of this 1578-nucleotide messenger RNA. Its product is annotated as RAP protein, putative. The coding region runs from base 1 to 1578 and encodes 525 amino acids. The transcript has 2 exons. The record is from RefSeq and is a predicted model, not a curated record. NCBI's taxonomy places the organism in Eukaryota, Apicomplexa, Aconoidasida, Haemosporida, Plasmodiidae.